Messenger RNA from Naumovozyma castellii, 531 nucleotides. It is a transcript of the gene IMP1, whose product is annotated as endopeptidase catalytic subunit IMP1. Lineage: Eukaryota; Fungi; Ascomycota; Saccharomycetes; Saccharomycetales; Saccharomycetaceae. Bases 1 to 531 code for a protein of 176 amino acids. The record is from RefSeq and is a predicted model, not a curated record. The transcript has a single exon.
AUGUUACGUACCAUAGCCACUCCCACCACGGUGGUACUUCGAGCGCUAUGCAUGCUGCACAUCACACACACGUAUCUUUACGAAUUCACGGAAACGAAAGGUGAAUCCAUGUUGCCCACGCUCUCAUCGAGUAACGAUUACGUUCAUGUGCUGAAGAAGUAUCGUAAUGGGACGGGUUGCCAAAUGGGGGAUUGUAUCGUUGCUGUGAAGCCCACAGAUCCAUCUCAUCGUGUUUGUAAACGAAUUACGGGGAUGCCCGGUGAUAUCAUUCUGGUGGAUCCCAGCCAUUUGGAGGAUGGACCAGCUAGAUUUGAACAGUUUAUUCAAGUUCCUAAGGGCCAUGUGUGGGUCACUGGUGAUAAUCUAUCCCAUUCGUUGGACUCGAGGAGUUAUAAUGUGCUCCCCAUGGCGUUGAUUAAGGGGAAGAUCAUCGCUGCUAAUGAUUUUACUGAGCCCAUGAGAGGCAAUGGUGAGAAGAGGUUUGGUAUGUUUGGAUUCAGAUGGAUAAAGAAUACAUAUUUGAAUGAUUGA